CCUGCUCUGCUCUGCUAGCUGUUCCUCUGCGCGCAGCUGUCGCGCGCGUGGCAGGUGCGCACUGCGCGUGAGGAAACCUCACACAUACACACAUACUUACAAACACUCAUUCCCACACACACACUAACUCACACAGAUACACACACACACUAGCACUGCUCUACUUACUCUCUCUCUCACACACACACACACACACACACACACAUAUACACACUCAGUUUGCAUGCGUACAGGUGAAGAGCAGAACCAGUGCGUUGGUGGAUAUGAAGGGUUCCAAACUGGUGUAACGGAGCGAACAGUUCACCAUUACCAGAGUUCUUCUCAGCACUCUACUCCACCACUACACUGUAAGGAGCUUCAGCAGCCCGCUGAGGCUGUGUGUGUAUGGACGGUAAUGGGAGAACGGGCCACCUGCACUAACCACACAAAGACCACAUGGAGGUGUCAUGGUUUCAUUGUGCUGUUGUUAGUUCUCCUUACAGCCCCACAAGCAUGGGGCCAGUGUCGGAUCCUGAGGUGUAACUCUGAGUUUGUGGCCACCACCUUGGAGCUGGGAGGUGGUGGGGGUGUUAGUGGGAAAGAGGCAGGGAAUGCUGGGUACUGCAGUGCCCUGCGUUCUUACGCCCUGUGCACGCGCCACACUGCCCGUGCCUGCCGAGGUGACCUGGCCUAUCAUUCAGCCGUGCAGGGCAUAGAGGAUCUGCUGAUCCAGCACCGCUGCCCCAGGACAGGCCCGACAGCACAGCCACGUCCACUUCCCCAGGCACCUAUAUCUCUGGAUGCCUGCUUUUAUGAGAGGGGGUAUGUGCAGCGUGAGGGCCGGGCCCCAGAGUAUCUGCACUGUGGCGUGUUUGGGGACCCUCAUGUUCGCACCUUCAAUGAUGAGUUCCAGACGUGCGCUGUUCCUGGAGCCUGGCCACUCAUCGACAACCAGUACCUCUACAUUCAGGCCACCAGCACACCCACCAGAGGGGGCUCCUAUGCCACUGCAAUCACCAAGAUCACAAUCAUCUUCAAGAACUGGCGUGAGUGCUCAGAGCAGCAGCUCUAUCAGGCGGAGCUGGACAACGUACCCCCGGCCUUCACAGACGGAUCCACGAGCAGCAGAGAGAGGCGUGGUCAGCACAGUCUACGCGUGCGCUCCCAGGCACCAGGCCACCACGCCGAGAUCUGGGCAGCGCACAUUGGCACCACACUGGUGGUACGCCAGAGUGGGCGAACACUGGGUCUGUCCGUGCGCUCACCUCGCCCCAUCGUCGAGUCCUACACACCCGAGCAGGACGUGCAGCUGUGCGUAUGGGGCUGCCCAGCCUCACAGCGCUUAGAGACACCGCAUGCUCUGCCAACUGCAGCCGCACACGCCCACUGCUCCUCUCUGCUGCCCACUCAGGACGUUUACUUUCAGGCCUGCCUCUUUGACCUGCUGGCCACCGGAGACACGAACUCCAGCUCCUCUGCAUUUGACGCUCUGGAGGACGCGCGUGCCUUGAUUGUUGACCCCCAGAAGGUGCAUCUGCUGGUAGCUGCAGGGGUCAGUGUUAGGGUCACACCUCAGCUGCCUGCGCUGCUGGCCGGCACUCUAAUCACGCUGUGGCUUGCUCUGUGAACUGACCUGAACUGAGGCCUUUUUUACUAGGGUUAGGAGGAUGGACAGCUGAAAGAAUCCCAUUAAGCAUAAUGGGAAAUUGUUGGCUACAAAGUAUCCACCAGCAUUCAUCUGUUAGACCACACACACACACGUACACACAUUACCCUGCUACUAGACAAGCACCUUCAAAAAGCAAAGCAUUAUAUGCUGUGUUUUCAGCAUUAGAUCAGCAGUACAGAUGACCAGAUGAUGAGUUUCUUUGAUUUUACCAAAUUGAAAACCUCUGGAAUAUAAUUAAGAGAAAGAUGGAUGACCACAAGCCAUCAAACCAAGCUGAACUGCUUGAAUUUUUGCACCAGGAGUGGCAUAAAGUUAUCCAAAAGCAGUGUGCAAGACUGGUGGAGAACAUGCAAAGAUGCAUGAAAACUUGAUUGAAAAACAGGGUUAUUCCACCAAAAUUGCUUUCUGAACUCUAAAAACAACUUUGCUUUAUUUGAGGUCUGAAAGCUCUGCAUCUUUUUUGUUAUUUCAGCCAUUUCUUAUUUUCUGCAAAUAAAUGCUCUAAAUGACAACAUUUCUAUUGGGAAUUUGGGAGAAAUGUUGUCCGUAGUUAAAAAAUAAUAUUUUAAUAAUAUUUUACUUUAAUACAAUAAAACAACACUGUUUAUUUAACUCAAACAUAUACCUAUAAAUAGCAAAAUCAGAGAAACUGAUUCAAAAACUGAAGUGGUCUCUUAAUUAUUUUCAGAGCAGAUUCCAUUAUGUGGAAUAUAAUGCCACUUUCACACAAAAAAUCUUAUGUCUUGACAAUAAAAAAUAACUUUAAUUUUCAGUGGAAGUGAAUAUAAAAAUAUAUAAAUCCAAGUAAUUUGGGACUUUUCUAUUUGGUAUUAUUGCAUUUGAUGAUGGACUUCAACUGAAAAUUAAGAAGUUUUUUUUUUGUUCUACAGUAUUGUCCCAAAAAACAUGCCCAUGUGGGUCUGUAUGGGUAGCCCAACUUGGAACUAGAAAGUUUUGUCCCCUGGUUCCAUGAUGGCCCCACACUGUUCAAGGGGCCUAGAUGGGACCCGUGUGGGAUUAAGGUGGACUCUAAUGAUAGGGCUCCUAUGAAAGUGGAAAGCCUAACUGGGUCCCAAAAUUCACUUAGAACACAUCCUAAUUAAACUUAGAACUUAGAACAAAACCUAACUAAACCAUAUUCUGCUUAUGUAAAUAUGUUGGCUAGGUAAAUACAAUAAUUUUGAACAGCAGUGACAAUAUACUGUGUAUUAACAACAGAAAUAAAGCCACAUUCAAUCACACACACACACAAACAACAUUUUUGGAAGAGUCAACUGCAUUACAUAUUUAAGUGCCAAUCAUUCACCUAAUAUUUGUAUAGACAAAGGUAGUAGACAUUCUCCAGUGUUCUGAAGUCAUAAGCAGUUAUUCAUCUCUCAAAAACACUAGACACGACAACAGCUCUGGGGAGCCAUGACGAUUAAAACGUUGGUUAUAUUAUUAGGAGGUUUUGAGCCAAACCCCAGCAAACCAACAAUCAUAUGCAGUCAGGAAUCUAGAUCAUAUCAGUUAGCAUUUUCUGCCAAAACAAUGAUGCUGCAUUAAUGAGAUUUUAAUAGACAAUAUUACACGUCUCCACACUUUACCCUUCCAACCUAGCAAUAAAUUGAGUUACAGCAGUUCACUCUAUAGAAAGUAUAUUAUAUUACAUUAAAUAUAUGGUACAUAUGGAUAUAUGGUAUUGUUUAAUAUAUAUAUAUAUAUAUAUAUAUAAAGCACUGUUAUUUAGUAUCAGGUAAAGAAGGUCAUUGUUAUAUUAAUAUAAAAAACAACUGUUUGGACAAUCUGAUGUCACUCAUAUGGCAGCUAUUCUCUGAUAGAAUAAUAUGUUUUAUAUAUAUCAUCAGUUAGGCCUCAAUUACUACAUACUGUACUGAUGUAAUGCGCUGUAAAUUUAGCUGUGAGUAAAACUCUGAUCUUGUUCAUCAUAUUGGAUAGAUAUUUAAAUCACGGAUCUAGGUUCAACAAGUGAGAUUCACAGUAAUGAAAUGUGGUUUUAUAAAAAAAUAUAUGCCAAAAACAUCUGUUAAUUUAUUUUUAAGUUUGUGUCUAUUUUGAAGUGUUAAAACUGCACAUAUGAUGUUAAUAUUAAAAUAUGUUGUUUAUGUAAUAAUAUUUUUAUUAUGAGUGAAAGGUUUAUUAUGUUUAACAGAGAUAUACUGUAUUAAACAAUGGACAGAAGGAGACAGUCUGGAACUGUCUCUCAGACAACAAAUUCAGUGUUAUGUUUUUAACAAUAUACAGUAUUAACAAGCCCAGUAACACAAACUGUGUAAAUCUGAAUGUGCUGUUUUUCACUUUGUGUUCUAUAUUAAUAUCAGGUUUAAAUCUGUGUUGAAAUAAGGAGACAUUUAUAAGUAAGAUAUUUGCAGACAAAACUAGAUUAGACUGACUGAAGACAUCAUGAAUAACCAUGUGUUUCCUAUCCACAUAUCCUCUCACUGAGCAAUUUAUUAAAUGUCUCAUUCCGUUUUUCAUUCAUUUUAAAAUCUCUAGUUUUGGUCUCUAGUAUGAAUGAAUGACAUGUGAGUGUUUUUUUUGUUUAAAAAAAAAAACAAAAAAAAAAACAACAAAAACAUGCUGCGGUGAUUCGGUAUAACGUGCUUUAGUCCGGUGGAGGAGUAGGCGGGAGAAAUGAGAGGAUUUAGGCUCUUGCUUAUGAAUUGGAUUUUUACUUGUAACUAGUGUAAACAGAACUGUUUUAAACAUACACAUACCUACCUCAAUUGUACUUCACUGGUGUUCCAUAAUCAAAUUGUAAACAUAACACUGAUUUGAUAUUUGCACAAAUAAAACAGGAAUGAACUGUCA
Astyanax mexicanus (Mexican tetra) is the source of this 4459-nucleotide messenger RNA. RefSeq names its product hemojuvelin BMP co-receptor (gene hjv). NCBI's taxonomy places the organism in Eukaryota, Metazoa, Chordata, Actinopteri, Characiformes, Acestrorhamphidae. The transcript is spliced from 4 exons. Gene Ontology annotation, molecular function: coreceptor activity. The record is from RefSeq and is a predicted model, not a curated record. Gene Ontology annotation, biological process: BMP signaling pathway. The coding region runs from base 224 to 1606 and encodes 460 amino acids. Gene Ontology annotation, cellular component: plasma membrane.